Vanessa tameamea is the source of this 669-nucleotide messenger RNA. RefSeq names its product zinc finger protein 593 homolog. The transcript has 2 exons. NCBI's taxonomy places the organism in Eukaryota, Metazoa, Arthropoda, Insecta, Lepidoptera, Nymphalidae. Gene Ontology annotation, molecular function: nucleic acid binding; zinc ion binding. The coding region runs from base 42 to 485 and encodes 147 amino acids. The record is from RefSeq and is a predicted model, not a curated record.
CAAGACUAUAAACGUCUGGAAAUUGAUGUAAAUAUAAUAUUAUGCCAUACAAGCGUAAAAAGUAUCAUGUGGGUGAUACUCAUCUGAAAAAACGUUGGAGAGUAAGGAAUAGGAAAAAGGACCUCGAUCAAAUUGAUGUAGAUCUACAGGAUGAUAAUGCUGAGAAGUUACUCAAUCAAGAAGUAGAUCUUGAUCGUCCGGGUGCCGCUCAACAUUAUUGUCUUCAUUGCGCGCGUUACUUCAUAGAUAAUCAUGCUCUUUUGGAACAUUUCAAAACAAAAGUUCAUAAAAGAAGAUUAAAAGCGUUAGAACUCGAACCAUACAGCAUAGAGGAUUCCGAACGAGCUGCUGGAUACGGAAAUUUUAAACUUCCGAGUAAACGAAAAAUUGUUACUCAAAAUUCAGAAAACACAGAUAUUACUGAACUAGAGGUCGACGAAGAAAGUCCUAAUAAAAAGAAAAAAGUUGAAGAAAAUGCUACAUAAACUAUAUACAAAAGUUCUAAACAAAAAAAUAUGUGAUUAUAAAAUAAUAUCAAAGAGAUGUUCUGCACUGUUUAUUAAUGGUCUGAAGGCAACUGAUAGUUUUGUUUAUAUUACACCUUAUAUAGAUUACAAUGAGCGUAUGAAAGAAAAAGAUUUAAUCAAAGCUGAAAUUGAAAAACGUAAA